Molecule: messenger RNA, 2474 nt
Organism: Exaiptasia diaphana
Lineage: Eukaryota; Metazoa; Cnidaria; Anthozoa; Actiniaria; Aiptasiidae
Exons: 3
Coding region: 30-1403 (457 amino acids)
Source: RefSeq, a predicted model, not a curated record
CUCUUGAUAACUGUAAUUAAUCCAAUAUCAUGGGGAAUUUGUCAACUAAAAGAAAACACGUUUCUCAAGUAUAUUCUGGACAUUCAGUUGCUCCAGGUUCUUGGGUUAUCCGAUUUUCAACUUCAAAUGCAACUUUCACUGAGAAGAAGGAUUUGUCUGGUCAUAAAUUGCCUUACAUAUAUUGGUCUUGUCCACACUGGAUCACAGAUGAUGAACUUUUUCGAAAGUUGAUGUUCAUGGUUUUGCAGGUGUACUUGCAAGGAGAUCAUUCAACCAUCAUUAAACUUGUAGAAGAACCAUUGUUCGCAGCUGAAUUGAUUGAUCAAUGCAACACAUUCUUGUUUUCGGGUGGACAGGACAUGGCUGAAUUGGAGAGAGAAUUACUGGAGAAUGCACACAAUAAUAUUUAUAUUAAUAUUAUUGAUGGACACCUUCAUUAUGUUGAUAUAUUGGUCCCAAAAUCCCUUGAUCUUCAUCACAAACUAAGGAAAUCUUUAAGUGUUGGUGUAUUUCACACUUCCCAAGAGGUCACAAGACAGAAAAGUAACAUUAGUACUACAUGUUUGAAGAAAAAAUGUGAAACUUCAAAUGUAAUGCCUUCUCUGCCUGCCCCUCUUAUGCCUUCAGCACCUUCUGAAGGUAGUUAUGAGACUGCCAAGAACCAAGGUGAUAGUUUAACCAUAGCUCAAGAUGGAUUGCCAAUCUCUAGUCAUGAAAGCCAAUCAGUGGAGGCAGCAGCACAGUGUUGUGAAUCUUUGAAAUGUAAAGAAAAUAACCAUUUAACACUUACAGAUGAUGAAAUACACACUUCAAGAGAUACAGAUGACAAAUCUCCUAACAAUACAAGCGAACAGUUAGAAAUCUUACCAAAUAUGUCAGUGCUUGACAACGGACAGAAUUCACGAAGCAAAAGAAUGAUAAGUGAUCAUGUAAGAAAUGAUGAAGAAACUGAUUUCCAGGAAACUUCUUGUACGACGCUGAGCCCUCCCAAAGACACUCAAGGUAAAAAAGAGGAAGAGCCAAAAGCAAUCCAGAAGUCUGGGACACCUACUAAGAAUGAAUUGGAACGCAAUGAGUGUAUUGUUACUCGAGAAGAUAAUAUUUCGUCUUCACAUGUAUGCAAAGCMGAUGCCCGUGCAAGUACAUUCGACAGUACAAAGGACAGAGAAAAGACUGAGAAACAAUCCUCUCCAUUUCUUCCAAUUUAUGGAUUCACAAGAAAACUUUUCGGCAAUCAUGAUAAAGGCUCGAGAAACAAUCAAAAGGCAAACAUUGAUCUUCAAUCGCAAAAUCAAGGCGUUAUUCCGUUUCAUGGCCUGUCACGUGGAAUUUUUAAACGUCGCUCUAACAGCGAAGGUGAACAGCAACCUGAAAUGUUUUUAAACAAGCGAAAACGGCACUGACCAUUAGGCAGCCAUUCCACGCAUUGCCUUCCUUGAAACGUGAAAGGAUUGUAUUUGUAAUAUAAAGAUACAAAGGCAAGACGCAGAGGAAGAGACGGCAAUUUAGGCCUGACUCACGGCUGUGAAGGKCGCUCACAACAGACCAAAUAUCACAUGCGAAAAAAACAAAAACAAAAAAGAAUGGGCAUUGAUUAAAAUAACCCGCCGAUCAAAAUGUCUCAAAGACUGAGCAAGAUUAAGUGGAAAAUAAAAAGACCUGGCGUUCGUGGUGAAGAGAUGCCUUCGGGCCUUUAAGGUGUCAGUGGUACUUAUUGUGGUGCGUGGGGGCACUUAGGCACCUUAGACAAGAACCUGGUACAGGCAAAUCGAGCUGAUUGAAGUGGAUAUCUUCGGACUGCUAUACUGGGGAUCGCCCACAUUCUGCGUUGAGUGUUAUAUCUCUUCUGAGGGAAAAUAGCUGUGGUAUAAUYUAAAUGAAAACCAGCCCAAAAGCAAAUCUGGAGAGGAACAUAAAUAUACCAAAAGAUAUUGCAUUUAACAUGAGUCUCAAGUUUACAUUUCAGUGAUAAUAACGUAUAGAAACACAUUUGGGAACUACACGGCAUGGYCUUCAAUCAAAAUCAGCAAAGAAUGAAUGCCAUUAUAGCUCUCGCACUUGAUGAGUUUAUUUGGCACAUUGCAUUUGUGAAUUAGAGCAAGAAUUUGCAAUCCAAGAAAAGCUUCAGGAUGUGGCGUCUCUGUUAAUCCUUAGGAUAAACUGUGUUGUUUAUUCAAAUAAUAWUGCCAUAUGUGGAAAUGGAAUUAUUGGUCGAUCGAUGACCGGAAGAAACCUAUAACAAUUGAAUUAAAGGUCUAUAUAUACAUGUAGGCUUUGYUAUCGAUUUGUUAAUGCGAAUAUAGCCAAGAAGGAACUUAUUGUCAAACAUGCAACAUUUUCAUGGUUAUAAACGGUCAAAGGCCGGGGUGGUCAGGSUGACAAGCCACCACCUCUUCGGGUUCACAAAAUCCGUAAAUGGAAAUAUURAAAUGAUAGUUGAUAAAUGAUCAAUUAAAUCUAAAUGCUACUCAUUA